CUCCCCGGAAUCGUAACCACCGAGGCCACCCCAAGCGAAGCAUGAUGAACCACUUCACGACGGGGAGCGGAUACAGUACCUCCCGUCGCCAAUAGGGGGUAAAAAAUUCAAAUAUUUAAGGCCAACAAUGGCUGCUCGGUCAUGGGCUUUGUUUCCACAAAUCUCUGCCCAAAUCUUCACCUAAUAUAAGCCGACCCGAUAAUCCCAAUUCUCUACAAUGUCUGAAGGAAUUCUCGCAGGCAAGACGUGCCUCGUCACCGGUGGAGCCGGUGGAUUGGGCAAGGCGAUCGCGACUCACUUCCUCAGCGCUGGCGCCAACGUGGUGAUUUGCGACAUCAACGAAGAGCGUCUACAAGAGGCCUCGGCCGAGUUGUCCUCAAAGGGACCCCUCCGGGCCAUCAAGUCGGAUAUCACCAAAGUCGAUGAGGUGCAAAGUCUGUUCGACGAGCUGAUCCGGGAAUUCGGCAAGAUCGAUGUCCUGGUGAACAAUGCUGGGAUUAUGGACCAUUUCGCUCCCGUUGGCGAUUUGGAUGUGGCGCUAUGGGAGCGGGUGAUGGCCCUGAACCUCACUGCCCCUAUGAUCCUUAGCAAGUUGGCCGUUAGCAACAUGCUGGAGCAACCGAAGCCCGAUGGCCGCAUUAUCAAUAUCGUCUCCGUUGCUGGUCGAGCCGGAUGGGCUGCCGGUGCCGCUUACACUGCCAGCAAGCAUGGCUUGGUUGGAUUGACCAAGAACACUGCCGCAUACUACGGCAACAAGGGCAUUCGCUGCAACGCCAUGAUGAUGGGUGCUAUGAACACUAACAUUGCCGACGUGUUCAAGACUGGUAUGCACAUGGAGGGCUAUCAGAAGAUGAACUCCGUCUACGAGUCUAUCCAGGCUCCUGCCUGCGAUCUGGACGAAGUUGCUGGUUUCUGCGUGAACUUGACCUAUGGCCCCGGUUCCAGUAUUAUCAACGGCGCGUGCAUUGCUGUCGACAACGGCUGGACCUGUGUUGUUGGCUGAUUUUGUUUUUUUUUUGACAUGCCAUGUGAGCUCGGGGGGGUUUUAUUUGUGUACAUAUGUUAGUAGCGACUUGUAUCUAUACCUAACCCAAGGUGCUGCAACAAAGAUCAUAUUGCCAAG
This is a messenger RNA of Penicillium brasilianum, 1123 nucleotides long. Lineage: Eukaryota; Fungi; Ascomycota; Eurotiomycetes; Eurotiales; Aspergillaceae. The record is from the annotation of a GenBank genome assembly.